Molecule: messenger RNA, 3929 nt
Organism: Saccoglossus kowalevskii
Lineage: Eukaryota; Metazoa; Hemichordata; Enteropneusta; Harrimaniidae
Biological process (GO): chromatin remodeling
Cellular component (GO): CERF complex
Molecular function (GO): protein binding; DNA binding
Source: RefSeq, a predicted model, not a curated record
AGUUUUGGAUCCUGUCAAAGCUCAUGAUGAUGCAUGGCCAUUUGUGGAGCCUGUUGAUGAAUCAUAUGCACCAGGAUACUUUGAUAUUAUUGACCAGCCGAUGGAUUUAUCCACCAUCGAAAAGAAGAUCAACAGCAAAAAAUACACAUCCAAGGAUGAGUUCAUUUCUGAUUUCAAGUUGAUUUUUGAGAACUGCCAGGAAUACAAUGGUCCAGACAGUGAGUACACACACAUGGCUGAGAACUUGGAGAGAUGCUUUAAGAAAAGUUUAGGUAAAGAAUUUCCAGAUGAAGAUAAUGAUAGUGAUGAUGACUAUCAGGUUGGUGAAGAUAUUGAGCCAAUUACAAGCAGAAAAACUCGUAAGCAGUUUUCAACUCAUGGACUUCUUGAACUUGAAAACACUGCCAAUAGAAUGAUGAGUCAAGUGAAUGGAGAUAGCAGUAGCCAGGAUAGCAACAGUCGUGGCAGUAGUCCAUUCCCUAAUGGCUAAUAAUAAUGUUGCACGAGUACAACCACCUGUUCCAUUCAUGGGUGACCAAGUGCAGAUAACCCGUGUGCCAAAUUCAGGACAGCCAAUGCCUUCACAUCUGCCCGGACAGCCAAUAAUGCAUGGCCCACUGCCAAAUCAUCCUGGGUAUCGUCCCCCUGUUAAUGGUGGACCAAUGUACAGACCAGGACAACCUGGAAAUCACCCAUACCCUCCUCCGCAAGGGUUUCCUGGUAGUGCCCCACAUCCAAGAUCCCAGCAGUAUUAUCCAGACGGGAAUAGAAUGCCUAACCCAACCAUGACAAGGGAACAGAUACAUCAGCAGUACUGGAGUAAUUAUCAUGCUAGGAAUGGUCAGCAAAUGCCAACUGGAGUACAUGGUCAAAGACCGCCAAUGCCUGGACAGAUGCCUGGACAGGUACCACGACCUGGCAUGUCAGGAGAUAUGCCACAGAGACAUCCGUCUGGGCCGCAACAGUUAUUGCAUGGUCCCCAGCAGAUGCCACCACUUGAUCAACCACAGGGACCAUCCCCCAUGCAACAAGGUCCAAUGGACCCCCACCAAGUGCACCGCAUGCCGCAAACACCUCAGGGCUCCCAACAUGGUUCUCAGUUACCACCAAUACCCCACAAUAUGCAACAAGGACAGUGUCCACCACAUAACACUGGGAUACCAAUGCCACCACAGUAUCCGCAAAGUCCAAUGCGACAUCCUAGAAUAAUGCCACCAAAUCAGAUGCCAGGUACUCCUGUGCCUCCUGAACAUUUGGGCCGACCUCCAGUUGCUGCUAGUCCAGGUCAUAUGCAGUCUCCUCAGAGAAUGCACCAGCAACGCUUUGACAAUAUGCAUGGAUAUUCUGUCAAUGGUACACAUGCUGAUGCUUCUUGGACUCCACCACCAUCUCCAUAUCAACAUCCACAUAUGCUUGAUGUUCAGAGGCAACCACAUCCACAAAUGAUUGACCUUAACGAUCCCAGAAUGAGAAGCCCAGAAGUCAACAGUCGAAUGCAAAAGGCUUCGCAAAGGAUCCCAUCCCAAUCACCAACGCAGGUUCCACACAAUCAAAGUGUAUCAGAGAAUAUGUCUCCUCAUUUGAAAGGAAUGCAUGCACAAGCUCAAAGUUUACUCCCAAGUUCUGCAACUAUGUCACCUCAUUCCCAAGUCAUGUCACCAAAUUCUCAAAGUAUGCCACCAACUUCUCAUGGGAUACCACCAACUUCUCAAGACAUGCCACCAGACUCCAGCAGAGUGUCAACAAGUUCUCAGGCCAUGACUUCACAAGCUCAAGAAGUGCCACCACACUCCCGAAGCAUGACGAUGCAUCCUCAAAGCAUGCCGCCAAGUUCGCAAAGCAUGCCGCCAAGUUCACAAAGCAUGCCGCCAAGUUCACAAAGCAUGCCACCAAGUUCACAAAGCAUUCCACCAAGUUCACGAACUAUGCCACCAAGUUCACAAAGCAUGCCACCAAGUUCACAAGGCAUGCCACCUCUCUCUAAGGAGGUACCUUGUCAGUCUCAAGAUGUUAUCCUGCAAAGGCAGGGAAUACAAAACCCAAAUUCACAGCCGCCACAAAUGCCCAAACUUGUGCCUAUUGACAAUAAUGAUAAGGACCAACCAUCAAAAAUGAAUACUAACGACUCAAAACAGCCCAACGCUACUGCAAAGUCAGCAGGACAUUCCAUACCUGAUACAGUCAAUGUUGGAGAUAUUGCCUCAGAACCUUGCGUGUCUCUUGCUUCCAAGAACUCUGACACAACUUUGCCUACACCUGUGACUACAUCAAAUACAGUGCCUACCAAAAGUCUGCCAGAUAAACCAGUAAAUCCUCCACUCAUGUCAAUGCCUUCCUCGUUAAAUAAAACACCAGAUGCCUUCGUCGGCGAAUAUCUCAAUUUCUCCAAAAGCAAUGAUUCUAAACCUGCAAAGGAAAACCGUAAACGUGGCAUGAGUGACAAGUCUGCUAUUUCCCAUCCCUCAAAAGUGUUAAAACCUUCUGUACCUGAUUUUCGAAAUGAACUAGCUCCAUCCCCAAUAAAUGGGCCGCAAUAUGCAAACAAAGCAGGUGAUUUUAAUAAAUUCAAUCUAAAUGGACCAACUACUGCUCGUGAAAACAGUCAUGUAGAUUCUUCUUCCAUGUAUCUUUCUUCUACAAAUCCACUAAGUCAGGUUAUGUCUGCAAUUGACAAUUCUAGUCCUGUAACUAGUAGUAUAUUUGCUGAUUUAAAUGAACACUCUCAGAGCCCCAAGGAAUUCCUUAAUUUAGACAAUCAGCCAAAAUGUACAAAACUGUCUAAUGCUGAGGGUAUUGAUGAUCAGCCUGAGAGUCCCAAAACCUUUCUAGACUUAGACAAUCAACCAAGGCCCAUGCAAAGAGCACCUGUACCAAUGUCACACUAUGCGCCACAUGGUUAUCCAGGCGUUUUUAACCAAUCACCGAUGGGAAUGCAGCACUUGCCACCUGGACAUCCAGGAUUUAACCAGUCAUCGCCGAGUCUGCGGCAUCUUCUCACGGCGAAUCGGCAAAUGAACCAAUCUCCGAUGCAUAUGAUGCCACACGAUCCCAGAGUUAGCCAAGCAGUUCACGGCAUUAGAGCACCACACGAUCCCAGGUUGAAUCCCAACCAUCCUAUGUACCAUCAAUAUCUACAAGAACAGCAGCGUUACCACCAGAUGCAACAACAAUCAGCAAUGUAUCAACAACAACAACAACUCCCAAUGAGGAAAGAUGUGCCAAAUCACAUGUUCCCUCAACAGUAUGCAGUGAAUAGCGGUUAUGUGACUCCAUCAAAACCACACAUGCAUGGUAUGCUGGAUCCAGCAGGAUAUCCAAUCAGAAAUGGUGAAAUGAUAUCAACACCACCAUCUCAUCAUCAUUAUCAACAUAUGAAAUAAAUUCAAGACACACCUGCAUAUCAUCAACUACUCCAAUCUACCUCACUUUCUGUAAUUUUGUGAUUUGUAUGACAUGAUGUAGGUUUAGAUUUUAUAUGAAUUUGGUGUGUUUAAACUCUUGUUUUCUACAGUUUGUACUCAAGAUGUAUCAAUAUUAUAACAAAGGUAACAGUGCCUAUACUGAAAAGGGAAAAAAAGACUUCAGGGAUUUUUUUUAAGAAAAAAAAGAAACAGUUUGAAAAAAAGUGUAUUUUCUUAUUGAAGGUGUUUUAUCAUAUUAAAGCUUGUGAUGGCCAUAAGAAGUUCAAGUGGUUUGUUUUUGUUUUAAAAUUAAUCUUAGUAUUUAUAAAAUGUCAGGCUAGUAAAUGUGUCUGUACUUUGGCUUUAAUGAAUAGACUAUAUAUAUACUAAACAAAUUUCAUUGUUUGCUUUAAUCCAUGAAUUGUAAAUUACAUGUACAUUUUAUUUGCUUCAUUGCAAUGGUAAAUUCAGCAAUACAGCUUUCAAUAUGGCUUUCUAUUUCGAGAGCUGUUUAUUUUGUCUGUCAAU